AUGUUGAGCAAUGAGCAGCAAGCUUCAGGGGUGUGUGCAGCAAGGAUCUCCUUCUCCAAUGAUUUCGCAGAUUCUUCUCAUCAACACCCCAUGACGAUGAGCUACAAGGAGGCGCCCGUCUCCUCCGACAACUUCGAGUUCUCCGUCUCCGGCUACACUAUGAUUUCUGCAGACCAGGUUUUCUGCAAGGGAAAACUGCUGCCAUUCAAGGACAGCAAGACAACCACGCUUCGAGAUGAGCUCCUGCAAGGUAAUGACGACGACUAUGGAGAUCUGUUUCCCAGAAUAACAAUGCCCAGCAAGGGGUCGGGGUCGGGGUCGGGGAUGAGCCGGUGGAGGGAGCGUUUGGGGUUGAAGAGAUCCCACAUUAUUUUUCCUAGGAAACCCAACAAUAAUAAUAAGAACCUCCAACGAAUCGAUGAAACCAAGGUCGCUGAUGAUUUGUUCAUCAAUGAACAAGCCUGUUGCAAUGCCGCAACUUCACACCAGAAAAGCUAG
This is a messenger RNA of Ipomoea nil (Japanese morning glory), 498 nucleotides long. RefSeq lists its product as uncharacterized. The coding region runs from base 1 to 498 and encodes 165 amino acids. The record is from RefSeq and is a predicted model, not a curated record. The transcript has a single exon. NCBI's taxonomy places the organism in Eukaryota, Viridiplantae, Streptophyta, Magnoliopsida, Solanales, Convolvulaceae.